UUUAUUUAAUUUUUAUGUUUCUUUUAAGCUGUUUCUCUUUAAUUUUGUUUCGUCUUUCUAUUUUUAUGAAUAAUUUUUUAAUCUAAAUCCAAAAUGCAGGCAAAAUGCAGCAUUUUAAAGAGCAUUAUGCCCGUAAAAAUAUACAAGUCAACCAGUGCCGUAUACCUGACCUGCAUAUCGAAGAUCUCGAUAUCGGCUUUUGUGCCCGAAUGCAAUCAAAAGCUGGUGGUGGAGAAGGCCAUUGUCCAGGCCCUGGACGAGAGCAUCAUGCCGCAGGCGUACGCCGACCGGCAGCUGGAGGCCGAGGAGCUGAUGCACCGUUCUCAGACAAACUUUCGCAAGUUGAUUGCCGAACGGAGCAAGACCGGGAAACAGAUUCGUUGGGCCCAAAAUACCCAAGUAAGGACAAGUAACAACGAGCUGGCAGUCGUGCCGCAGUCGUCUGCCAUCAGGAAGCUGGCAUCCGGGGAGCCCUCGGAUAGGGGUCAGGCCGUCAAGAAGAAGGUGCGAUGGGGACAAAAUACCCAAAAGUGCUUCAACAAGGAACUCGAAGCCACACACCCAAUGCCCGUUACCAAUGUUCCUCUCAACGAUAAUCGCACCUGCAAGUCAUAUCGUCGCAGCAGGCGCAAGAGAAGGCGUACUCGCAUCAAACUGCCGACCAUCGAUGUUGCGACAAUUUUGGAGUUCAUCAAAAUUCUGCUUCUGAUGAUCGGUUUGUGCAUUACAGCCUAUCUGAUGGCCGAUCUAUCACAAUGAGUAUAUUUCCGCCUUGUUUUUCCGCUUGUAAUUUUCUUAAUGGAAUGUGAAAAUGUACAAAUGUGAUUUGUGAAAUGUCUGGCUGUGUCUGAGUCUGUGCCCGUGUCUGUUGCUUUAAUUUCCCCCGAUCGAACCAUCAAUCAGGCAAUGCGAAUGCGUUUAGCAAAACAAAGGCGAAUAAACUGAGCUCAAAGACCGGGAAAAUUUUUGUAGGAAAUGCCGCUUAUGUAAAGUAGAAUAUCCGCCGGGGCGACCCGAAGUCCAAAACGGAAGCCAAGGUGCGAAAAACAAUAAAAAAAGAAAUAAAAAAAAAAAAAAUACAAAAUCUAACCAACCAAACGGAAGUGGGAACCAACGACGUUUCCCUCCAAGCUACAACAACAACAUCAUGAUGAUGAAGAGCUACAAUUCUGAGCUACAGAUUUUGCCAAUUUACUCAAAAUGACUUUUCACCCAUUUUCCGGCAGCCAAAAAAACAAAAAUUAACUUUUCUAUAGCAAAGGAAAUGACUUAACUAAAAUUUUGUUGGUUGCUCGACAUCAAUAGGCAAAGCUGAA
Drosophila mojavensis is the source of this 1316-nucleotide messenger RNA. RefSeq lists its product as uncharacterized. Lineage: Eukaryota; Metazoa; Arthropoda; Insecta; Diptera; Drosophilidae. The record is from RefSeq and is a predicted model, not a curated record. The transcript is spliced from 3 exons. Bases 94 to 759 code for a protein of 221 amino acids.